Seminavis robusta is the source of this 2281-nucleotide messenger RNA. Lineage: Eukaryota; Bacillariophyta; Bacillariophyceae; Naviculales; Naviculaceae. The record is from the annotation of a GenBank genome assembly.
UAAAGGACACUCCAUUAUAUACAAAGCCAUGAUGAGCCCUGUGGACGAUGGCUCGACAACGCCCUCAGUGAGAGCACCGAAAAAGUCAACGGGGGUAUCUACAUCGACGAUUCUGUUGGUGAUUGGAGCGAGUGCAAUAUCCUUUCUGGCAGGGACUUUGUUCGCUUUGGGAUUCAAUCAAUGCCCAACACUCCCACCGCCCGCACAAGCGGCUGCCGAGCAAGCCAAGGGCACUCCCUUGGAAUCUCCCAAUACAGUCACAGCCGAAAAGCGCAGCCUUGUGAGAAAGGAAAUAGCCGAACCAUUGGAACGAAAAGCGCCUCCUGUGGAACCAGCCCAUACUACUACCAGCCACAGAAAAGGCCAGUUGUUCCCAGAGACGGUUCAGAAAUUUGUCACAGGAAUGGCUCAUGUGGACAAGACCGAGUUCACGGAUAAGUUUGAAUUGGGCGUCCCACUCGACUUGCCCUCAGAAGGCACUGAGGACAUUCUUUUGCUCUACAGUGGAAAAAGGUCCAUGCCCACCAAAUACCAACAGUCCCUGGCCACCGACAUUCAACAACUCACAACCGAAGAAGCAACCGAAAAUUGCCUGUUUCUCAACAUGAUUUAUACCCACCAUGAUGGCCAAAGGGAACAAUGCACGGCCAUUAUUCCACAGUACGAAUCCUUUCACAUUCACAAAUGGAUGCGAUUGCCAAAAUCUGGCAAAGGUGGAGUCGACAAAACCAACCCCCUGAAACCAGUGGGAAGAGGAUUGCAGGCCAAUGGAAUUGACCCGUUCAAAGUGCCUGUCUAUGAAAGACAUACGAAACGACACUGGGAAAUCCUUCGCAAGUACUUGGAUUCCGUUGAUGAUGUACUCAACGAGUUACGUCCAAUUGUCAAGCGAAUCAAAAUCAAGAACACUGUCAUUGUCAUGGUUUGCAACCAUGGCCAAUCGGAAUUGCUCGUAAACUUUGCCUGUUCCACCCAUGCACGAGGAUUGGAUAUCUCCAAUAUUAUCGUGUUUGCCACCGAUGAAGAAACCAAAGAACUGGCAGAGAGCGUAGGACUGGCAGCCUACUAUGAUGAACACAAUUUUGGUGAUAUCACCAGUGAAGCAGCCAAGGAAUAUGGAGAUAGGCACUUUACUGCCAUGAUGAUGGCCAAGGUCAUCUGUGUCCAACUGAUCAGUCUGUUGGGUGUGGACCUUUUGUUCCAAGAUGUUGACAUUGUCUGGUACAAGAAUCCACUCAAUUUCUUCCACAAGAAUGAACAUGACCCAAUCCACACCUUUGACAUGUACUAUCAGGACGAUGGUGCCCACUCAACACGCUAUGCACCCUAUGCUCCCAACUCUGGGUUCUAUUACGUCAGGCACAAUGCCAAGACACGACACUUUUUGACGUCCUUGCUAAUGCAAGGAGAUCUCGUGCUGAAAACCUUCUCCCACCAACAGGCCAUGACGGCCGUAAUGGCAGAACACGCCUCGCUGUUUGGACUUCGAGUCAAAGUCUUGAGCCGAGAUGAAAAUGACUUUCCGGGAGGGUAUCAUUACCACCGAAAGAAUGGAGAGUUUCUACGUCAAAUGUACCAAGGAGAAGUCAGUCCUACAAUUUUCCACAUGAGUUGGACCAAGAACAAAGACAACAAGCUGCUGUUCCUCAAGCAAAUGGGAGAAUGGUAUCUGCAGGACAAGUGUGUUUCGAAGAAGCUUGCGGAUAUUGGUAUUGAGAAGGACAAUUUCGUAUCUUCGUGUUGCUCCAAGGAAGCUCUGGUGACUUGUCAUUACAAGGACAAGCCUAGCAUCAAACCAUGCAAAGAUAGUCCCGCAUUGGACAAGGGUCGACCGUCCUUCUGGUAGAGCGUGUAAGCGCUAGCAAUAGGCUGACUGGAGCCAACUGCUAUCAGAUACAACACAUGGUACACAAACGGGAAAAGUUGCCUGGGCUAGCCUGAUCAGAGUGGAAUAAUCGUCGACGCAGCCUGGGGAUUGGGGUCUUGCGCUGCCGCCUGUGUACCUGAUCGGACCCUCGCAACUCCGUUUUCCCAAAACUGUACAAGUGAGAAUGUUUGGCUCCUUGUUUGGCCCGUUCCUUUGGCUUUGCUUUCGGUAGUGGAGCGAGGAUAACCCAAUCGAGGGACUGGCGCAAGCAAAUAAUCGGAUUGUGCCUUGCAAAGUAGAAAAUGGAGUACACAACCUCCUUGUCUGCGACUACAUUUAGCCAGCCUUCUGGCAAAGUAGAAAAUGAAGUACACAUCUUCCUUGUCGGCGACUACAUUUAGCCAGUCUUUCGGG